Messenger RNA from Macrosiphum euphorbiae (potato aphid), 210 nucleotides. The record is from the annotation of a GenBank genome assembly. NCBI's taxonomy places the organism in Eukaryota, Metazoa, Arthropoda, Insecta, Hemiptera, Aphididae.
AUGCCUUUUCCUGUAGGUUUUCGGAUGUCCAGGGAUAGAACUUUCUUGCAGCGUAAGCUCUUGCGCUCAUGCUACGAGGACCUUAAAAGGAGAGUCAAAAGUGGUAAAACAGGCCUGCGUAUGAUAUUCGUAAACGGGUUCCCUACAGUUGGUUCAUCUCUUUCAAACAACGAGGACAGUCGUUUCAACAGUCAUGCCAGCCAAUCCUAG